Messenger RNA from Lates calcarifer (barramundi perch), 4826 nucleotides. RefSeq names its product phosphoprotein membrane anchor with glycosphingolipid microdomains 1 (gene pag1). The transcript is spliced from 10 exons. Gene Ontology annotation, cellular component: membrane raft; plasma membrane. The record is from RefSeq and is a predicted model, not a curated record. Bases 500 to 1891 code for a protein of 463 amino acids. NCBI's taxonomy places the organism in Eukaryota, Metazoa, Chordata, Actinopteri, Centropomidae. Gene Ontology annotation, biological process: intracellular signal transduction; negative regulation of T cell activation.
ACCCCUCCUCCCACCAGCGUCCUGGCUGGCUGGCUGGCUGGCGGAGCUCAGAGCGGAGCAGACUGAACUGAACAUCUCGGUGUGUGUCUCUCAUGUCCAGAAAUGUGCGCAGGCUGAAGAAGAACGAGUCGCAUCGCUCCGCGUGUCGCCUCUUCAGACCAACACCCACCACUCUCAUCUGUUUGAUGUAACACUGGAAGCUUUAGACGAAGGAUAAAGGCGCUCUGAACAAAUCCAGCCACUUUCUCUUCAGCCCAGCCACUGAAUGCUGAUUUUUUUUUUUUCUUUUUUUGGACAGUCCUCUUUCCCCUUCUCUCUCUCUCUUCUCUGGACUGGAGGCCUGGCAGAAAGUGGCACAGCAAAAAGUUCUGAGAGCCUGACGUAGGGACCAAGGACUAGCUGGUGAACUCCUGAAUGUGGCAAGACCAACCUGACUAAUCAUCCAAGGUGUCAAGCUGGUACCUGUCCGAUGUCCUCUCCUACCACAGUGUGAUGCGUCAUGGCUCCGGUGCUGAGUGGAGUGUGGUGGGGGCCGGAGGCGGGUGUAGUUGGGUCGGGGGCAGCAGCUGCUACCGGGGUGGCAUCGUGGCUGGGCAGCGAGCAGCUGGUCCUGGUCAUCACCCUCAGCGCCCUCACUGCCCUGCUGCUGGUCUCUGUGCUGCUGCUGCUGUGCGCUAGCUGCCAGGGGCAGAAGAAAGCAGUCAAUGGACAUCCAGCAGGAGACCAUGACAACCUCAUGAAUGGAGUGUCGGAGAGAGAGACAAUCAGCCAAUCGGCAGACAGCCCAGCAACCGAUUUGGCCGUCAGCAGCUCUCACAAUGGUCCUCUAACCAGCGGUACAAUCCUCACAGACACACAGGACACCAGUCCCCAGCCUUCAGAGGAGAUGCUCUCCAGCCAAUCAGAGCUCAGGUCCUCCAAGUGUCCUCAGGACCGCGAGCUUCCCAGCAUCCCUCCCAACAAUGCCCUUAUCGGGGACGGACCCCCACCCUCAGGGGACAGCACCUAUGAGGUGGUGAAGGAGAUCGCUGUGGCGUCACGUGACGUCAGCGUUGAAGACUCCCUGUAUGAGACGGUCAAGGAGCUCAAAGACCCCCCUGCGCAGCUUGGCCUCCCCAACGGUACCGUCCAGCUGAGCCCCGACGAACCUCCCCAUCAUCAUCCUCAUCACCCCCCCGCCCUCCUCAACGGCCACCUCAGCCCCUGCACACCUGAGCGGGUGCCCCUGUGCGCGGGGGUGGAGUAUGCCUCCAUCGACCUCAAUAAGAAGAGCCGUCACAGUGCCGACAUGGAGGCCAAACGGCGCUCUGAUAAUGCCACCACACCUUCUCACAAGCCUCUGGAGGAGCCAGAGGAGGACUUACCUCCACCAGUACCAGAGAAGGUUCUGGAUGAAAACGACAACCAGCCAGUGAUGAUGAAUGGGCUGGCGGGGGCUGGGCUGCACAACGGAGAGGUGAGGAUGUUACACUCCCCUCUGUCUCCUGCACCAGGGUUCGACAACCACGUUCUGUCAGACAAUGAGUCAGCUGUGUACUCUACAGUCAACAAAACAAACUGUGACGAUGGCGUAAACGAGGAGGAUAAAGAGCACGACUACAGCAGCAUCGCCGAGAUCAAAGGCCUGGUCCCGGCCUCUUCUUCCAGCGACCUGUACGCCACCGUCCGAGACAUCUACACCCAGCCCGACGAGCCCCAGCCGAUCGGGGAGGACCCGGUCUUGGACAGCACAGAUCCCGGCUACGAAACCAUCCGCAUCCCAAAGACUGGUAGCUCGGAUGAUGGCUGCAGGGCUGGGCUGGGGGCGGAGGGGUCAGACGCUGCCAAAGCAGAGCCUGACUACGAGAGUGUCGGAGAGUUGGGUCUGGGCCGGGAAACGUCCCGCCUCUGAGUUUUUGCAUCAUCAUCAUCAUCUGUGGCGGUUUGGGAGAAGCUUACAGACGUCACUGCAGUGCUUUGAACCUGCUACCCAGCAUGCUUUUGGUGCAUGACUUGGUGGGUGGGGGGGAGGCAACAGAAAAUGACUCACCACACCGCAUCCAUCAUCAAUGCAUGAGUGUCCUCUUUACAGCUUGGGUACGGUUUAUCAUAUCUGAACUUUUAAUUUAUCACCCAGGGUCAAUGUCAUUGGUACUGGUAGGCCUACUAUUAAACAAACUGUAGUACCUCAGUCGCUGGGCAUUAAUCAUGUGGAAGAUUGCACUUUUAGAUCAUCAUUAAAUUCCUCUGUUUAAUCUCUGCUGACAGUGCAUAUCAAGAACACUUGAUUGUGAAAAAAUAUCAAAUAAAUAUCAAAUAUUCUAUCACAACACACAUGCAGCAUUUCAAGUGUUAGCUGAGGACACAAUCUGUGCCUGCGAUAUAAAAAAAAUACCAAGAGUUCAGUGCCAUAUACAUAGACAUAUAUACAUAUACAAAUUCAUGCACUUACUGUACAUAUGAAGGUAACAUUAUUUGUAUGCCCCAUCUGCAGCUGCUAUCGACUUUCUAGCUUCUUUCAGGUGACUCAGUGUGUCAUGUUUUAUUGAGACAUCAUGGUGUUAUUUCUAGGCUAUUCCUAGUCAGGUUGGCAGCACCUCCACUGUGCAUUCCUUGCUUGAAAUUCCUGUGAAUGGGAUCUUGGCAUGGAAAGUAAAAAAAAAAAAAAAAGCCAGUCUCAUCUGUGACCAAAUAGUGAAAGACAAACAUGGCAUUUAACAGAUUAUGCCAUCGAGUGUACUGCUACAUACAUGUGCUACUUUGAGACUGUACACUUCAGAGGUGUGGGUUCCACAUGUUACACAUCAGGAGAUAUGAAACUAGUCAUCUGCAGAACCAAAAUGGGAACAAGAGCUUAGGGAAUGAGGUCGAUUUCACUCAAGCUUGCAGUUUCACAAUACAUUUUUAAUGGAUUUUUAGAGUUUUUACAGUCCAUGUCAACAUUUUUGUGUGAAAUUCAUAUUUAUUUGAAGGUGCAUAUUGUUGUGUAAUUGUGAAAUGUUACAAAGUAUGUCUGUGAGAGUAAAGUAAAUAGGGUUUUAUAGAAGUUUCUAGCAUUUUUACUGAGAUACUAAAUGAAAAUGAGUUGUGAGAUAAUGGCUGUAAAGGUACGCUUUCCCCUGACUUUUUAAAAUAAUUCAUUGUUUAAAAAAAAACAACAUGUAAUGAAACCAUAUUUUCUUUUGUUGUCAUUUUGCAAAGGGGUCAGAACAAAUUCAAGACUUGUAAUGUGAUACAAAUGACACAACAAACUUGUAUUAUUAUUGCAAAUGUUUAUUGAUCAGCUGUAGUUUUUGGUUGUCAUGCUUUUUGAGCCUACUCUUGGUACAGUAUACAGUCUUCAGUUGGCAUCUUUGAUUAUUUUAAAGCACAAGAUUUAAUAUUAUGGUACUGCAUUUAUAUACAGCUUAUCAAAAGCAUCAUUACAAAUCAGUUAGAUUUCUGCACAAUUUGAAUAUCUAAUGCUAUUUGACUUACUUGUAGCACUCUGAAUAAAAAAACAUAUCUGUCUGUAGCUUGUACUGACGACAUGCCAACCAAGGCUUGUAUAUAGUUAGAGCACUAUUUUAACCGUUACUUGCUGGAAGUUUUAUGUACGCUUUACUUAUUUGUACAAUGCUCAGAGUGAUAUAAUUUUAGAAUAAGUCUGUCAAGAGCACUGAUUAUAUGUCUGCCUUGUUUUAAGGAAAACCCUAAAACCCUGUUGUCCAGUGGCUUUUUGCCUUGUAAUGUAAGAGAUGUAAGAGUUGUCAAAUAACCUUUGAGUUCUGAGACGUAGUAACCAAUCAUCUGUCAGAAAUAUGGUACAAUGUUUUGGUACAUGCAUUUUAAGAAAUAGCGAGUGUGGUACUUUUAUUUAAAAAACUGAAUUAUUGUCUAAAUACUGUUGUUUGAUGUUUAGUUUCAAAUUAACAGGGCCAAUGCAUUUUUUUUUUUUUGCUGUAAAUAUAUCUUUCUCUGCUACAGUGUCUCCCGCCUUUUGCAGAGCAAUUGGAGUCAUCUGCUCCCGCCCACAUCAAAAUAUUAUAGCGUUAGAGUAUCUCCAGCCUUACUUCAUGUUUCAUUAGACAUGCAGGAGCUUGUCAGUAGUUCAGACAAACAGAGGCAGGCCUUGCUGACUGGUAUUAGAUUCAUAAAUGAUAUCAGACAUUGGAAAUGCUGUUAUAUCUUCCGGCAAUGCUACAGUGAAAGAAGAUUUUCAAUGCAAUCUACUACCAGUAUUUUUUUUAACAAAGAUGGGCAAGUGAAUCCCUCAAAAAAACUGUGUUCAUUUCUGCAAAAGGUAAUUAUCAGUGUUAUAUACACUCCCAAGAAAUACAUGACCCUUUGAGUACAAUUGUUUUUACAAAGUGACGUGGUUGCGUAUCAGGGUGGUGGCAUCGUUUAGAUAUAAUGGUGUUCACAGAGUGCUAUAAAUGACCUCUAAGGAAAUGAUCUGCCAGAGGGGGAUGUUUUAGUGCCAAAUGUAAUCAGGACAACACACACAUCGCACACACUGUUAAUAGAUACUUUCCUAAAAUCACUUAUUCGCUCUAGCAGUCUGUCUUGGUCAUAUAAACACACACACACACACACACAUUCCCCUUCAGGGAAUGGGGGUGUCGUAGGGGUUCGGAGAUGCUCCUCUGCUGCCUCUCCUACAGCCCCACUACUCCCAUAAUGAGACCAUUUGUCCCCCUCCUACAACCAGCAGACAAGUCCAUGGUGACACCCGCCUUUGAUCACAGGGCAAAGCCUGUUUUGGCAGUUAUGGCCACAUCUGUCACUUCCGCUCUGUCCGGUUUCAAUUCUCUGCAUGUAAAUAUUUUAUGACAUGAAUUGUUCUAUUAAAAUAUAUAUAUAAUAAA